Molecule: messenger RNA, 2963 nt
Organism: Strongylocentrotus purpuratus (purple sea urchin)
Lineage: Eukaryota; Metazoa; Echinodermata; Echinoidea; Camarodonta; Strongylocentrotidae
Gene: tubgcp4
Product: gamma-tubulin complex component 4
Exons: 14
Coding region: 97-2070 (657 amino acids)
Biological process (GO): spindle assembly; mitotic cell cycle; microtubule nucleation
Cellular component (GO): equatorial microtubule organizing center; gamma-tubulin complex; centrosome
Molecular function (GO): microtubule minus-end binding; gamma-tubulin binding
Source: RefSeq, a predicted model, not a curated record
GAGAAAUAAGCGCGACAGUUCAAAGAAUCAAAACACUCUUCAAAAAUAUAUCUCCGUGAUUUUUCCUAUGAUAUUGUUGUUCAGAAUACAACCAAGAUGUUGCAUGAGUUACUGAUGGCACUCAAUGGAUUUCCUGGAAGCAUUUUCGUGGAACAUGAACAAAACAGCAUACGGGUUGUUCCAGAUCUUCCCUUCAUACAUGUAAGUGAAGUUGGCGUGCUCAACAGAGUUUGUCGUCUUGGGGCCAUCUAUAAGACUCUACAAACAUUCAUCAGUAGAUACAGUGGCAGUCCUCACUUGGGAGGUUACACAAAAGAAACUAAGCCAGUGGAUAGACUGUCUGAUGGACUGUACCUCAGGACAUUCUGUUCAGGUCUAGGCAAGGUCCUGGAACCCUACAGAAAAGCUUUAUUAGACCUGGAACAAGAUAUUUUAUCAGAUCCCAACCUGACCGUAGGCCAUGUACAGCACACCUUGGAACCAUUCCAGUCCCUCUUCCCAGCCCUUGUAUCACUAGCCCAACAGAUCCAGACCCAGGCUUACCAUGGAGGCCAGAUCCUGGAUCUUCUUCAGAGGCACUGUGACUGUGGCCAGCCUGUCAUUCAGCAAGCAUUACAGAAAAUCCUGUUUGCUUGCCACUGUGUAAUGUACCGUCAGGUAACAGCCUGGCUCCUCCAUGGAAUGUUGCUUGACCGUCAUGCUGAGUUCUUCAUCCACCAGACCACGGAGCCAGGCCAACUCUUGACCCCCAGUCCUGAUGACGAUGAUCUUGGUCUAGGCGGGGUCACCAGUACACAACUUCAAGAUAUCAUGCAACUCUCUGAAGAUGGAAGAUCGUCAGAGACAGAACACAGUCACUUUGCCAUCCAUCCUGCCAUGUUACCUAGCUACAUCCCUGCGAGGGCAGCAGAGAAGAUUCUCUUUGUCGGAGAGUCUGUUCAGAUGUUUGAAAGCAAGAAACAAAGCACAGCCAUGAAAUACACAGACUCUGUACUAGGUGAGAAUGAAGCUGAGUUUGCAAGCAGACUUCAUGAUCUUCAGGAGAAGCCUAUCUUCUCAGUCCAAGACUUUGAGGAUGCUGUAGAUGAGAUCAGAGUCUGUGUGGCUGAGCAUCUAUGGAAACUAGUAGUAGAGGAGUUCAACCUAGUAGGCAAGCUGAACAUGUUCAAAGAUUUCUUUCUUCUUGGGAGGGGUGAGCUAUUCCUUGCAUUCAUUGACCAGGCUCAGACUCUACUCAAGAACCCAGCUACAACCACUACAGAACACGAUGUAAAUGUGGCCUUCCAGCAAGCGGCUCAUAAGAUCCUCUCCGACGAUGACACCUCCCUCUCUAGGUUCAGAAUAACCAUCUCAGGAAAGAUCAGUAAACCAUCUUCCAAGAAGAGUGAAGGCAUGAGACCAGGACGAGGUAGUGCAGAGAGUGGUUGGUCAUGUCUUGGGAUGACCUUUGCUGUCCAGUGGCCCCUCCACAUUCUAUUCACCCAGAGUGUAUUAGAAAGGUACAACAUGUUGUUCAGGUUCCUUCUCAAUGUGAAACGGGUCCAGCUGGAGUUACAGCAGUGCUGGGCCGUUCAGAUGCAGCAUAAACAUCAGAACUUCAAGCGUUGGGAUGCAGCCCAAUGGAGGCUUCGUUCACACAUGGCCUUCCUCAUAGACAACCUUCAAUACUUCCUUCAGGUUGAUGUCUUAGAAACUCAUUUCAUCCAGCUCAUACAGAAGAUUGAAAUCAAAAGAGACUUUGAGGCCGUGCGUUUGGCCCAUGAUCAGUUCCUGGUCUCGCUCAUGGCCCAGUGCUUCCUCCUCUCAAAACCGGUUCAUCAUUGUUUGACAGAGAUCCUUGAGUUAUGCUACUCCUUCUGUAGUCUCAUGAUGCAGACCUCGACUGUUACAGAGAGAGAACUUACACACAUGGACAAACUAGCACAGGGUUUCAAUCGCCAGUCAUCGCUUCUCUUCAAGAUUUUAUCUGGGGUUCGUAACCAUCAUGCCAGCCCUCAUCUUACCCAGCUUCUCCUGAGACUAGACUUCAACAAGUACUACAGCCAGGCAGAGGGUGCAUUAGCAAGAUAGCCAACAAAGCAGACAAUGGGAAACUAGAGACAAGUUGACAUGUGUCUUAGCUCCUCAGUGAAUGACUUCUAGUAUGUUACAUUUAUGGAGACUGAAAUAUUUUUCAUACCACCUGGGAUGUUAUCUGUAGUUCAGUAGUCAAUGGAAAAUGUUCAUGUCAAAUUGUACAUCUUCUAAACUUCAAAGGAAGGAGCAUGGCAUCAAGAGCCCGACAGAAAGAUUUGUUUGUUUAAAGUUGAAAUAUAAAAUGAUUAUUUAUUUUGCAGCUAAGCUGAAAUUUUAGUAUUCCAUACAUUGCUUUAAUUUGCAGGACUUUUGUGAAUAUUGUAAAUACUCUUUUGAGAUCAAAGCAGAGAGCAUUUAUUUGAGGUACUGUAUGGCAAAAUAAUGAAUUUAGAGGGUACUUUCAAAUAUGAUUGCAUGACACUUUCUCCGGCAACACUUGUUCAGUGGUUAGUUUGUAACAUCUAUCAAAUUCAACCUUUAACCCAUCACUAAACCCAACAAGAAAAUGUACUCAAUAGUAUCUGAAGCUCUAUCCCUACAUUUUUGACAAACUUAAUAGAGCCUGAAGCAAACGUUUGCUGAAGUAAAAAUAGAUUGUGAACCUUGAGUUUAUGUAUACCAUGGCUCCGUCUUACAAAGACUUGAUAUCAGAUCGCAACUAUGUACAUAAGAGAUAGGAGACUGCAAACUUGCGAUUGAUUGGAGGACUGGAUUGAUUCAGAUCAAUCGUAACUCUUUGUAAGACGGGGCCCAUGUCUUGUGUAUUUGAUAGUAAAGUUUCUCUAUGAAAUAGAGAUGCGAUCACUCCCUCAUGUAUACUUGUAUACUUCCUGAUCUUGAACAAUAUCAUUCUUGUGAUUUUUGUGAAUAAAAUAUUAUACUGUUUA